AUGACGUUUGUACGUCAUUUUGGUCACCCUGAUUUAUUUAUAAUCUUUACUUGCAAUCCCAAGUGGAUUGAAAUUGAAAUUGAACCAUUAAACAGUCAGAGGCCCACUGACAGGCAUGAUCUUCUUGCCCGAGUUUUUCGGUUGAAGCUACAGAAACUCAUGGAUUUAAUCAAGAUAGGACAGGUAUUCGGGAGUGUUAAAUGCGACAUGUAUACUGUCGAGUGGCAAAAAAGAGGUCUUCCGCACGCCCAUAUUCUAUUAUGGUUGUCCUCAAAAAUCAAUUCAAACAAUAUAGACAGCCUGAUAUCAGCAGAACUGCCUGAUCCAGUGGUUGACCCAGAUAUUUUUCAGAUAGUACGCUCAAACAUGAUUCAUGGACCUUGUGGGUACGGAUUUAACAUUCAUUCACCGUGCUUCAGAGAUUCGAAAUGCAUGAAAGGGUUUCUGAAGAAGUUCCAGCUUCAUACUCAGAUGGGCAACGAUAGCUACCCCCUAUACAGACGAAGGCGUUCUGAAGACAGUGAGCUCACGGUUAAGGUAGAGCACCACGAAGUAGACAACAGGUGGAUCGUGCCAUUUUGCCCUCUUCUGUCCAAAGCGUUUAACGCUCAUAUCAACGUAGAGUUUUGCAGUUCAAUCAAGUCCAUCAAAUACGUCUGCAAAUAUAUAAAUAAAGGGACAGAUGCGGCUACGUUUUGUCUGCAGCAAAAUGGUAACCGAGACGAGGUAGCACAAUACCAAGUCGGCAGAUACAUAACCAGCAAUGAAGCAUUCUGGAGAAUUUUCGGUUUUCCUUUACAACAAAGGCAUCCGCCUAUUCAACAGCUCGCAAUCCACCUUGAGAAUAGUCAACUCAUUUACUUCACGCCUUCAACUGCUGCAACUGUUGUCGAAUACCCUAAAGACACUACCCUAACUGCCUUUUCCAAGCUAUGUAACGUAGAUACAUUUGUUGAAACAUUACUCUACUAUCAAGUACCAUCAUACUACUCUUGGAGCAACAAUACAUGGCAGCGACGGAGGAUAGACAGCCAGGUUGAUGGCUUCCCGACUGUGAACUUUGACACUUGCCUCGGCAGGAUAUAUACCGUUCACCCAAGUCAGCAGGAGUGCUUUUACCUUCGCUUGCUCCUUCAUGAUGUCAGGGGCCCUAAAUCAUUCCAACACCUGAAAACCGUAAACGGCGAGAUCUGUUCCACCUUCAGGGAGGCAUGCCUAAGAUAUGGGCUGCUCGAGAACGAUUCAAAGUGGGAUGCAACUCUUGCUGAAGCUGCCAAUUCACGGUCUGCUAAAAGUCUCAGAGCCCUCUUUGCCAUUCUUUUGCAUAUUUGCGAGGUAUCAGACCCGGUCUCUAUGUGGCUUAGGUAUAGAAAUGAACUUGCUGAAGAUUAUUACCAACUUGAAAAAAGGCGAGUUCCCGAAAUUAAUUCUGCCAAUGAUCAGAUCUACAACUGCGCAUUGAUUGAUAUAGAAAACAAGAUUGUUUUAUACGGACUGCCCGCAACUCUUCGUGAUGAAUCGAAUUUUAUGUCAACCAAGCUCAUUCGUGAAAUGUCCUACAAUGCUGACACUCUUGCCCAAUUCAUAGACGAAAAUGAGCCGAAGCUCCUACCAAAACAGCAACAAAUUAUAAACACAGUUUUGGGAAAUGUUCAGAACCAGAAAGGCGGGAUUUUUUUCCUAGAUGCACCUGGAGGCACAGGAAAAACUUUCCUUAUUAAGCUUCUUCUUUCAAAGGUGAGGCUGAAUAAAGUCAUUGCAUUGGCAGUGGCAUCCUCCGGUAUUGCUGCAACUCUCCUAGCUGGCGGCAGGACUGCUCAUUCUGCUUUUAAGCUGCCCUUAGACUUAGCGAAAUCUGAAAGCCCCUCCUGCAACAUUACCAGAACGUCUGAAAAAGGCAUGCUUUUGCAGAAGUGCCAAUUCAUCGUGUGGGAUGAAUGCACUAUGGCCCACAGACGAGCUCUAGAAGCCCUCAACACUACACUGCAAGACAUCAGGGAUUGCCCGACUCCUAUGGGAGGUAUAACGCUUCUUCUUUUUGGCGACUUUCGGCAGACACUUCCUGUUAUUCCCAAAGGGACCAGGGCUGACGAAGUCAGUGCAUGCGUCAAAUCAUCUUUGUUAUGGCAACAUGUAACAACACUCACUCUGACGACGAAUAUGCGAACGAAACUGCAUAAUGACCAGCAAGCAGCGCAAUUCGCUUCAAAUGCUUUAUCGCUCGGAGAUGGAAAACUAAUGCUCGAUGGAGAUGGACAAAUUUUAAUAUCCUCCAUUUGUACACCUGUCAGUACAGUAGAAGAGCUCACAAGAAAAGUUUUCCCCAGGCUAUAUGAAAACUAUCGGGACAUUAAGUGGUUAUGCGAAAGAGCUAUUUUAGCCUCAAAAAACGGUUUGGUCAACGCAAUAAAUGACCAACUGCUGCAAAUCAUUCCUGCUAGUCUAUAUGUCUACAAAUCUAUGGAUUCUUUUCCCAGCCCUAACCAAGUGGUAAACUACCCUAUCGAAUUCCUGAAUUCACUUGAACCUCCGAGACUGCCACCUCAUAAACUUGGGCUGAAGUUGGAAUUCCUGUUAUACUUCUUAGGAAUCUAA
This is a messenger RNA of Octopus bimaculoides (California two-spot octopus), 2595 nucleotides long. RefSeq lists its product as uncharacterized. The record is from RefSeq and is a predicted model, not a curated record. NCBI's taxonomy places the organism in Eukaryota, Metazoa, Mollusca, Cephalopoda, Octopoda, Octopodidae.